GGUGUCGCGAGUGUGGCCCGAGAAUUAUGAAUCCCGCGGUUUUGGUACUCGUGGCGGCUCUCAUGUCGGAAGCGGCUGUCGCUUGUCGGGGAUCAUCGUGCUGUCAAAACCGCGGCAGCUGUAGCCCCUGCGACUCUUGCGAAAAUCCCUGCGGCUCGUGCCCUACCACUCCCGCGCCGGCACCUAAAGAAUCCCCACCCAUAAUUGUUAACUCCACCAACGUUAACAACAACAACUUCACGUUACCGACCGUUGUCCACAUCGAAAAUAUCGUCAGGACUCAAAAUACCUUAACCAUACCGAUCAACGUAACCGUAGAGAACACCAACUUGGUUAACGUGAACUCAGAAUCUCCAACUCCUAACUGCAACUCAACCACUAGCAUUCCAAUACCGUAUCCGGUACCGAUCUUCUUACCAGUACGCACAGGAUGCUGCAAUGUGAUACAUCCUUGCGUACCAUACGGAUGUCCCUGGUUAGGUCAGACCCAGUGCGGAAGUACCUGCAGGAGUCGCUUCAUGUUCCAACCUAUCGAUCCGUGUCAAGGAGCGUGUUCUAGGCUGGAACGCUCGUACCAAUCGUGGUGUCUAGGUCCGAAUUUUUGUCGUCAGUUACCCGUAGACUGUUCCACUUGCCCAGAAAAUUUCUACAGCGACUAUUCCACGUUCGCCAGAUGCGGAGGCUGCUUCAGGCCCGAUUUGCUCGGAAGCAACAUGGUUCCAAGCGCUACCGAGGUCGCUGUUUGGCCGAAUCUGAUCCAGUUACUAGGUGGAGCCUCGGAUAAGAACGCCAAAGUUCAAUCGACGGAAUAGCCUGUUUUCCACUUCUCUUAGAUAUGACGAACGGCGGUUCCGAAUCGAAGCUAUUUAUUAAUAUUGCACUUGUAUGUGCAGUCACGAACGAAGCAGCGCUUUCUUCUUUUUUUAAUUAAUUAGGGUCUCCCGAAAUUUGUCACGUAAAACGUAACGAAAUGAAUCGUAUGUAAUCCGUCUACGGCGUUUUGCAACUUGCAAUCAAAUGAAACUUUUCGACGAUAAAAAUAUCGAUCCUAAGUUUUAAAAAAUACGAUGGUCGGCUCGACUUUGACGAUAUAUGCAUUAACAUAUUGUACUGAUCUUGUGAAUAA
Molecule: messenger RNA, 1126 nt
Organism: Cylas formicarius (sweet potato weevil)
Lineage: Eukaryota; Metazoa; Arthropoda; Insecta; Coleoptera; Brentidae
Exons: 3
Coding region: 27-812 (261 amino acids)
Source: RefSeq, a predicted model, not a curated record